This is a messenger RNA of Centruroides sculpturatus (bark scorpion), 620 nucleotides long. RefSeq lists its product as uncharacterized. The transcript has a single exon. Bases 27 to 491 code for a protein of 154 amino acids. Lineage: Eukaryota; Metazoa; Arthropoda; Arachnida; Scorpiones; Buthidae. The record is from RefSeq and is a predicted model, not a curated record.
AUAAUAUUAGUACGAAAGUGUCGAAAAUGGAACGAGAGAUAGAUUACAUGGAUAAUCAGCGAAGAAUUAAUAAUGUAAUAAUACAUGGUUUGGAGGAAGGGGCUGGAGAAUCGGCUAAUGAUACUUUAGAGGCAGUUAAACUCUUUGCUAUGAAUAAGCUGAAUUUGCCUGUGUUGAGAUAUGUUGAUGCUAGGAGAGUUGGAAAGAAAUUUGGUGAUAGGCCUAGAAUAAUAAUUUGUCAGUUUGGGUCUCUUAAUGAUAAAUUAUCUUUUAAAAAAGCUGUUUUUGAGUCCCGUAAUUUGAAUGUAUUUGUUAAUGAUGACUUUUCGCAACGAAUAAGAGAUAUAAGGUAUAAGUUAAGGAUGUUUGGAAAACAGAAGAAAUCUGAAGGUGCUCAGAAAAUCCGUUUAACUUAUGAUAAAAUAUUUAUUGAUGGAGUGAAAUACGGAUAUGAUGAGAAUUCGGGUAAAAUUAUUGUUGUUUCUUCAUAGCAACCACAGUCCCAGUGUACCUCUAUAAUGAUAUUGAAUUGUGCUGGUAUUAAAAAUAAACCGUAUUCAUUUUGGAGAUAUACAUCGCAAUUUGAUUUAGUUUUUUUGUCUGAAACCUGGUAUUCCUCU